AUGCUACUCUACUCGGCGACGAUGGAUGCGUUCCAGACAACGCGUGGUCCAGCGCGAUGGGCACGGACCUUGGCCACGACGACGACGACGCCGGCGACGACGCUCGCUAGCCCUAGCGUCCUGCAGCACCUGGUGUGCCCCAUCUCCAAGCUGCCGCUCGAGCACCUCGAGGCCCAAGGCAUCCUCUUCUGCCGCGAGAUCCGCGUGGCCUACCCGAUCCGCGGUGGCAUCCCAAUCCUCGUGCCCACCGAAGGCCGCAUCGUGCCCGAGGACGAGCCGCUGCCCUCGCUCGCGUAGCUUGUGCCCAUGCGUUCGCCUUCCAUGGAUCCCAGUUACCCAUACGACGACCAAGGCCAUGCGACCACGGUCCACGGACCACGCCAGCGAAAAUAGAAAACAGCGUUCAAUCGAGUCGUCGCCUACUAGUAC
This is a messenger RNA of Saprolegnia parasitica CBS 223.65, 429 nucleotides long. RefSeq lists its product as hypothetical. The record is from RefSeq and is a predicted model, not a curated record. Bases 1 to 297 code for a protein of 98 amino acids. The transcript has 2 exons. NCBI's taxonomy places the organism in Eukaryota, Oomycota, Saprolegniomycetes, Saprolegniales, Saprolegniaceae.